UCAGCCAGGUGACGGUCACACUAUUAAGCCGGUGGUUGCGCGCGACAUAGUCCCGCUUAAAUAAAUUCAGUCAACGAGUUAUUGAUUCGAAAAAGUGCUGCUAUUCAAACAUGGUGAAUAAUUUUCUAUGGUGGAAACAACUUUGCUACCCCAAACGUCAGUUUGCCAACUCGACAAUUUUUAACUCCUACUCAACAUAACAAGAAACUUAUUAGUAAUAACAACACACAACAACACUAUUAUCCACUUACUCAACAACAUCAACAACUGUCGUUUAAUUCCAACAAUUGCUAGAGGAGAGCCAUCCGAGGAUUAAAUGAAUGCAAGUGGAGUUGAUGUUGUGCCUGUAAACGAUAGCAGCAACAAUAACAGCAGGGAUUCGUCAGGGCGAGGAGGUUUUUAAUUUACGAGUCUAUUUCUUUUGUGUGUUUGUUUAGUCCGCGUUUAAUUGUACAUCUUUUUUACUUAUUUUUUUUUUACUUAUUGCAUACUUUUGCGGCAGAGCUGGUCCUCAGCUUUUGAAGUGAAAGAGCGGAGAUCGCUUUAUUCAGGGAAAUAAUUAAUUAAGUCACCCAGGCUUCGCACCGUGCGAGUUCCAAGCGGCGACAAUGAAGUUUAAGCGCAAAUAUGGCUGUUUAGAGAAUAUUUGAAACGAAUUUCUCACUUAUUAACCAAUUUGAAUUUUUUGUUUCGACCCUCAUUUGUUACUCGUAGUCUUGUAUUUUAUAAGUUUUGAACGAUUGUUUUGCACAAUUUAAGUCAUUUACAAAACCACAUCACAGUUAAAUUCGCAAAUACCCCCCACACACAAACAAUACAUAAAGAUUUUGAGUUUCGGUUUUAAAGAAGAAGAGGAAAAGGCAGGGAUAGUACUCAGUAUUUAGUUAGAGUUGAAGAGUUUAGAGGCUUGGACAGGAGACACAGAGAAAGAUAGAGAGUUUUGAAUUACAUUUAACACCAAGCAACGUAACAACAUCACAAACGGCAACAUGGAGAGCUUUUCGCCGGAUCUAUUAUGGAUGGUGGUCAUCGGCUUUAUGAUCGCGUUCAUUCUGGCCUUCGGUAUCGGUGCCAACGACGUGGCCAAUUCCUUUGGCACCAGUGUCGGCUCCGGGGUCCUUACCAUCCGUCAGGCCUGUGUUCUGGCCACCAUAUGCGAGAUAUCGGGGGCAGUUCUGAUUGGCUACAAGGUGUCAGACACCAUGCGCAAAGGAAUCCUGGAAGUAGGCUUGUACGAGGGCGCCGAGGAGGUGCUAAUGCUGGGAUGCGUCUCUGCUUUAGCCAGCAGUGCCGUGUGGCUGCUGGUUGCUACCUUCUUAAAGCUGCCCAUUUCGGGUACGCACAGCAUCGUGGGCUCCACAAUCGGCUUCUCACUGGUGGCGCGUGGCGUCCAGGGUCUGAAAUGGUCCACGCUGGGUACGAUCGUUGGUUCUUGGUUCAUCUCGCCAGUGAUGAGUGGUAUUGUGAGCAUCCUUCUUUUCCUGGCCAUAAGACGCUUCAUUCUGCGCGCCCAAGAGCCGCUGAAGGCGGGCUUCCGUUCCUUGCCCAUUUUCUACGGCGUGACGUUCUUUAUCAAUGUGAUAAGCGUAGUGCUAGACGGACCUAAGCUGCUCUACAUGGACAACAUCCCAACUUGGAUAGCGGUGGUUGUCAGCCUUGGUCUUUCGUUGCUGGUAGCUCUGCUCACGCAGAUUGUGAUCGUUCCGCUACAGCGCCGUAAGAUCGCCAAACGAUUGCGCGCCGAGAAUCCGGUCAAGUUUAACUUCGAGGACUCUGUCGAAUCAUCGCCUUCGGGCAGUCCCAAGAAGCAGCGCCGACCCCUCUCGUUGGUCAGCGAGGGUAAGCCCUUGCCAGCCAUUGCAGAGAUCACGGAGCUGGUCUCGCUAAGCGAUAACUCGCCCAAGACCUUUAAGCUGGCUCCCUACGGCCUGGCCGCCAAGAACAACAAUGCGCUCGGCGAGGAGUACAAGAUCGACCCGCAGUUGAUCAAGAAGGCUGAGGAUCUUUUGGGCAAGGCCAGCCUGGACAACACCGACCUGACCAUCACUAGUCUGAACUUCAUAGACGAGCAGCAGCAGCAGCAACACCAGCAGCAGAUGAACGGACGCAAGUUGCAGGAGUGCUUUAAGCGGGUACAAUCGCCCAAAGAGGAGCCAAAGCACAAGGGAAACGUAGGCGGUAUGGAUGUGGGAGUUGGUGCUGGUGCCAAGGCCACCAACAACAAUCUGCAAGUGGUGGAGAGCGGCGGCAGCCUGGACUUGAUGAUCAGUUCCACACUAUCGCCCAAUUCAAGCAAGGUGCCGCUUAUCGAGAGCAAGGAGGCCCUGAAUGAGCAAGAGGACGAAUUUAAGCGAGCGGCGGCUGCGGACGGACGAAGGACUAGCAGCGGCGAGGAGACCCAGGAGAUCUCAAUGCUUUUCUCGUUCCUCCAGAUCCUGACGGCCACCUUUGGAAGCUUCGCGCACGGCGGCAAUGAUGUGAGCAAUGCCAUAGGCCCACUUAUUGCCCUGUACAUGAUCUAUCGCGAGGGCUCAGUUAUGCAGCGGGCGGAAAGUCCCAUCUACAUACUUAUUUACGGCGGUAUCGGCAUCUCCGUGGGUCUCUGGCUCUGGGGAAGGCGUGUCAUCGAGACCAUUGGCAAUGACCUCACCAAAAUUACUUCAUCGACUGGCUUCACUAUUGAAAUUGGAGCUGCCAUUACCGUACUGCUGGCCAGCAAAAUUGGCUUGCCCAUUUCGACCACUCACUGCAAGGUCGGUUCGGUGGUUUUCGUGGGUCACGUAAGUGCAGCGGGUCGCAAGAAAGGAAAGCCGAAUGAACAGGAUCAGAUGCAACAGCCCGGACUGGAGAAGGAGACGCAGGAGGCACAGGACCAUCCAACUGCUACGCCCAUGGAAGAUGGAAGUGUCGACUGGCACUUGUUCCGUAAUAUUGCCUAUGCCUGGAUUGUGACAGUACCGGUUACGGCUCUGCUUAGCGCCGGAAUGAUGUAUGUGCUCUGUGCCAUUGCUGUUGACGAUAUGGGCCAGGCCUAGAGGGGAGAUCGAGGAUGCGGUCAGAGCGUGCCAUUCAAUUAUUAAUUGUAGUUGCAAAACUAAAGUAACGUUUCGUAAUUGUACAAGUUGGAAAACACAAAGCUUAAGAUUAAACACGCAAGAGAAACAACACACAAGGAAAAGUGAAAAGUCUUAACAAAAUUACUAAACUCGCGUAACUAAAACAUUGUGUUUAGGUCAUAGAACUUCUCUGAACCUAACUGAUAUUAUUAUUAUUUAAUAUGUAAUGCCGUGAUUUGAUUUUAUAGUUUACCCGUCGAAUUUUUUUCGCAUCCCAACUCCACUCAAGAUUUUGUAGACCUGGUCCGAACCCACUCAAUAUAUUUUAUAAUUGCAAUUAUAUCCAUUAAUAGAGCAGAGCAAAACACUUGAAUAAAAUACAAACUAUGUACAACAA
Messenger RNA from Drosophila serrata, 3453 nucleotides. RefSeq names its product Na[+]-dependent inorganic phosphate cotransporter type III (gene NaPi-III). NCBI's taxonomy places the organism in Eukaryota, Metazoa, Arthropoda, Insecta, Diptera, Drosophilidae. Gene Ontology annotation, biological process: phosphate ion transmembrane transport. Gene Ontology annotation, molecular function: phosphate transmembrane transporter activity. Gene Ontology annotation, cellular component: membrane. The record is from RefSeq and is a predicted model, not a curated record.